GCGGGACGCCAAGACUCGGCCCCGGCACUCGACUCCUGCCCAGCCUCGUUCGUUUCUCCCUCGGCAUCGACAACAACAAUAGCAAAACAAUAGCAACAAUGGGGAAAGUUUCAGAGCUAGUCAAAUAUACGGGGCGGUCAACGCCCAGGAAUAGGCACGUGCAUUGGCUUCUCGCGGGAGCCGCUUUCUUGGCUCUCAUUGUGCUCACCGUUUUCCCCCAGCUCCGCCCCGGCUUGCUCAGUCCUAGCUUGACUUCCAGCUCGGCCGAUCCGUUUGUCUCUCACUUUGAGCAGUCGGGAGACAAUGGUUCGCCGUACGGCCAUUUUCCUGUGAAAGGCGACCCGUUCCGGUUCCUGCCUUGCACCCCGGCGACUCUGCCGCCACCACUGGAGGACAGCAACGCCGAACAAACCUGGGCUUCCCGAUUUGACCCCAACCCCGAUCACUGGAGCUGGGGCGCCGCUCGAGGGCGGGAGAAUGGCACCUCCGGAGACAAUCCGUACGCCGGACGCGGGAUUUUCCUGUGCGGCUAUCUCGACGUUCCGCUGGAUUACACCAACAGGUCGGACAGCCGAAUGGCCCGCCUGGCCGUGACCAAAUUCCAGGUCUCAGGCCUCGCUCGAGUGGGUGAGCCAGCCGACUCGCCAUCCGGCAAGAAGAGCGAGAGGACAAUUGUUAUCGAGCCCGGCGGACCUGGGGGGAGCGGGACUUCGUACGCAUGGCGUGCCGCCGAGAACAUCACGGCGCGCUUCAGCGACAGCACCUUUGACGUCCUGGGCUGGGACCCACGGGGAGUGAAUGCCUCGCUCCCCAGCAUCGCAUGCUUUCCCCACGACGCCAGCCGAGAUCGCUGGAGCCUCUUGUCUAACCUCCACUAUGCAGUAUCCGCGUCUCCUAGACAGCAGCUCGAAUUUGCCGACGCCAUGAACGCCGCUAUCAUGCGUGCUUGCUGGGAAGAGCAUGGAGACCUCGGCCGCUUUCUCGGCACGGGCCUGGUUGCCCGUGAUCUUGAACAGAUUCGGAUAGCGCUCGGGGAAGAUGAGCUGACGGGGUAUCUCGUCAGCUAUGGUACGGGCAUUGGGCAGACGUAUGCUGCGUUGUUUCCGGGGAGCGUCGGCCGCGUGAUUCUGGACGGCACCGAAUACGUCCGCGACCAUCGCCUGCGAGGCGGCUUUGGAUGGACCGCGCUGGAUAACGCUACGGACGCCUGGCGUGACGGUUUUCUAGGCGAGUGUGUCAACGCCGGACCCGAGUAUUGCGCGCUUGCGAGGCCGAAAGACGGUAAGCCGGUCACGCUGCCGGGUCUAUCGACCCGCAUGGACGCCCUAAUGGAGUCCCUCGCCGACCGCCCGAUCCCGGCAUAUCUCCCGACUAGCGGCCCGACCCUUGUCACCUAUUCUGCCAUUGUCGACAACAUUUACGGAGCGCUGUAUAACGCGAGAAGCUGGCCCGCAUUAGCUCGGCUUCUUUUUGAGUUGGAAGACGGCAACGCGACCCUGGCAGCCUCCGCUCUCGAAGCCUCGGCAUGGUUUUAUGACCCGGAGGCCCCCUGUUCGCCUGUUCCCGCCACAGGUUCGGAUAUAGAGCUGGGCACCCUGGUCAUCUGCGCGGAUUCAUAUGACGCUAAGGAGCCCGAUGACCUGGAUUGGUGGCUCUCGCUCUGGGGAAACAUGACGACCAAAUCCUGGAUCUCCGGCAAUUCAAGGUUCUAUACUGUCCUUCCUUGCCGACACUUUUUACAAUACUGGCCCGAACCGGUCGGUGUGUAUCGCGGCGACCUGAACCACACUCUCAAUCACCCCGUGCUGCUCAUCGCUGAGACGUACGACCCUGCCACUCCACUUCGGAAUGGGAGACGGCUGCUGCAGGAAAUGGGAAAGAACGCGCGCCUGAUCGUGCACCACGGGUACGGACACUCGUCGAGAGACACUUCGCAGUGCACCGAGAGGAUUGCGAGGGCCUACAUUCUCAACGGCACUCUGCCUGAUGAGCAAGAAACGGAGUGCUAUGCAGAUGAGAAACCAUACCUUUACGACGUUGAAAAGAAGGCGGCCGCGCUGGGCGUUGGCCAGGCCAAAGACCCCCUCGAGGUGUGGAAAGAGCACCUCGCGGAGCUCUCCUUUGUAAACCCGAGGUUAAAGCCUGUUGUGUAGUCAGAAAGUCUAAGUUAGGCGUACACUUUACGUGAAUUAUGCAGCAGAAUACAGGCACAAAGUGCUGCUGCAAAGAUGGGUUCUUUGACCAUCUUACCUGCUAUAUGAUAUCUGUAUCUUACACAAAAUCUGGAGAGUAACUAUGGUACGGUUUUGAUAAUCUACGCGCGUUCUGGAAUCUGCAAGCAUAUUGCACAGUCGC
Molecule: messenger RNA, 2355 nt
Organism: Thermothelomyces thermophilus ATCC 42464
Lineage: Eukaryota; Fungi; Ascomycota; Sordariomycetes; Sordariales; Chaetomiaceae
Exons: 1
Coding region: 99-2153 (684 amino acids)
Source: RefSeq, a predicted model, not a curated record